Messenger RNA from Frankliniella occidentalis (western flower thrips), 1545 nucleotides. It is a transcript of the gene Mos, whose product is annotated as serine/threonine-protein kinase mos. NCBI's taxonomy places the organism in Eukaryota, Metazoa, Arthropoda, Insecta, Thysanoptera, Thripidae. Gene Ontology annotation, molecular function: protein serine/threonine kinase activity; ATP binding. Gene Ontology annotation, cellular component: cytoplasm. The record is from RefSeq and is a predicted model, not a curated record. Gene Ontology annotation, biological process: peptidyl-serine phosphorylation; autophagy. The transcript has 6 exons. Bases 114 to 1262 code for a protein of 382 amino acids.
UGCACUUUUUGAUUAGUUGCACCUUGAUUAGUUGGUUAACGAAUCGCGUUUGGUUUGGAUCAAUCGUUCGAAGUAUCAUCCCCAUCGCCUCGUGAAGAUUGCUUACGUCAACCAUGGCUUCGGCUUCGAUUUCAAUGAGAAAAGUAGUAAGUCCUAGGAACAUUGCCAGUGCCAGUGCUUUUGUGUCGCCGUCACCAACUGUGAACAAUUCCUUGGGUGUCGUACUUCGACGUGCUCAAGGAGGAUCAAGGAGUCCACAAUCACUGUCAUUGAAAAGCUCUCCAUCUUUAAGCCCAUAUGUGGCUCGUGUUUUAACUCCAAGCUCUCAAGCCAAGAGUCCUUUAGCUGAAUCAACUUCUAACAUCACCAAGAAAUUCAAAAGUGUCCGUAAAUUGCCUUGGAGUGAUGGAGGUGAAGCAUCAUUGGGAGUCCAUACAUUUGCUCAAUCAGUGGGGAGACAUGUAGAUGUUCUGGAAAGCAUUGAUGAAUGCAGACGUACUUGUCUUUCUUUUGACACUCCUGACAGAACUGAUUCGUUGAUUAGGUAUAAGCAAAAGAACUGUGGCAUUUUUCUUCUUGGCAAGGGAAGUUUUGGAACUGUCGUGGAAGCAUUAUAUAAAGGGAAAACUGUUGCUGUGAAGAUUGUUGAACCAAACACUGGUUCAAUGCGGCAAAUUAGGAAUGAAAUGAACUGCUUAAACUUACACCACCCUAAUAUUGUUUCCAUGUUGAAAGUUGUACUGCCUGAUAAUGACAUUGCGGGGGUUGUCAUUAUGGAGAGAGUUUGUGGUUGUACACUUCAGAAACUUCUUGACCAUGAUUUUCUGAAAGACCAACUAUCAAAGAGAAGAAGUUACAGUGUACAGUUAAGUUCAGCUUUGAAAUAUUGCCAUGAACAUGGAGUUCUUCAUCUUGAUAUCAAACCUCAAAAUGUGAUAGUAGAAAAUUUCAUGGACAAUUGUAAGUUGUGUGAUUUUGGUUGCUCCUCACUCAUAGGAGCAGAAAGACAAUACCUGCAGGGAACAGUAGGAUACGCUGCUCCUGAGGUGUUACAGGGAAUUAAACCAACAGCUGCUGCUGAUGUCUAUUCCCUUGGUAUAACCAUGUGGCAGCUUAUUUCCGGGACAUCGCCUUAUAAGGGUCACCGGGAGCACACAGUAAUCUACAAACCUAUUUCUCUUCUGUGGAGGUGGUUACUGAUGAGUAUCGUCCCGAACUUCCACCUGCUUCCUGCCCAGAGGAUGAGAGAUUUUUAUCAUUAAUUCAGAGGUGUUGGUCACAGCAACCACAAUGUCGACCUACAGUUCAACAGGUAUUGGAAGAAUUAGAACAAAUCCAAUGCUCAUGAAUCAGUUGGCCCUUUUGCAUCUGUACUAGUCAUUUAUGUGAAAGUGAGUUUUUAACGCUCUUGUUAUAUUUAUGUAUAUAGUGAAUAUUCAAGCUUUUAUUUUUGUUAUUUGAAAUAAUUUUUAAAAUGUUGUUGAAGUUGUAGAUUGCCUUAGCAUCCAAUUGAAAAAUAAAAUUGCCAUGCAAAUGAAAUUUUAA